Messenger RNA from Staurois parvus, 753 nucleotides. The record is from the annotation of a GenBank genome assembly. NCBI's taxonomy places the organism in Eukaryota, Metazoa, Chordata, Amphibia, Anura, Ranidae.
AUGUAUCUUUUUCUAUGUAAUUUAUCUGUGGUUGAUAUGUGUUAUACAACUGUCACUGUUCCAAAACUCCUCUACAUCUUAUUGACUGAGGAUAAUAUCAUGUCCUUUGAGCAAUGUUUCAUCCAGGCAUAUUUUGUCUUCAUGGCAAGCACCAGUGAGGACAUGGUUAUUUUUAUAAUGGCAUAUGACCGAUAUGUCGCAAUUUGUCACCCUUUGUACUACCACCAUAAACUUAACAAGAAAAUAUGCAUAUUAUUAACGAUUAUCAUCUGGAUUUCUGCAAGUGUAAAUGCAAUCCUAAUGGUGAAUUGCACCAUAAAAAUGUUCUUCUGCUCUACCACCACCAUUCACCAGUUUUUCUGUGAUGCCAAAGCUCUGUACAAUAUUUCCUGUGGCGGCAGAGAUAUGUUUUAUAUUCUUGUGUAUGCAAAUUGUUUGGUUUUUGGACUUGGUCCUUCUGCGUGCAGCUUGAUGUCUUAUGUACAGAUUAUUAGGGUCAUACUACAUAUAAAGUCUAACACUGGUCGAAGUAAAGCCUUUUCUACCUGUUCGUCCCACCUCAUCAUCAUAGUCAUCUAUUAUGGAUCUGGUAUAUCUGUGUAUAUGACACCACCGUUAGAACAUUACAACGCAUUGGAACACAUCUUAACAGUGUUCUACACAACAGUGACUCCGGCAUUGAAUCCUUUGAUAUACAGUCUACGCAACAGCGAACUAAAGUGUUCUUUGAGAAAACUGCUGGCUUGGUUGUAG